ACUUCUCUUAAUUAGGGUUCUAUGAAUAGAACAAAGUUGGAAUGGCUUAGCUCAUAAUGUCCCAUCACCAAGGUAAUAUCUCAGUGGGCUGAUCCAAACCAGUGGACUUCAAAUAGGCUUUGGGUUGCUGUACAUUAAAGGAUACUAAGAAUCACUUGACGAUUAGUUUGUCACCAUAAUGACCUCUAAAAACAGAACCAAUGAAAUCAUUAAAAAACUUAAAGCUAGCAAAAAACAUCUCCUGGAGGCGAUAAACGAAAAGCGUGACUCCAACUGCUUUGUGGAAAGAAGCAAUCAAGUCAGUUUAUUGAGAGUUCAAAAGAGGCAUUUCAGUGGUGCCCACCAGUCCUUUACUCACACCCAAAUCAAAGAACCCGUUCCUGACAGUGGCAGGAGCUCCUGGGUCACACUGAGUCUCCUUGUUCACACCGAGAAAAAGCACUUUCCUGCAAAAAAUAAUGCCAUAUUUGGAUAAAGUGCAUCUCCAGAGACACACAGAAAUACAACCUCUUUGAUCCUUC
Messenger RNA from Felis catus (domestic cat), 521 nucleotides. RefSeq names its product spermatogenesis associated 45 (gene SPATA45). The transcript is spliced from 3 exons. Bases 179 to 475 code for a protein of 98 amino acids. Lineage: Eukaryota; Metazoa; Chordata; Mammalia; Carnivora; Felidae. The record is from RefSeq and is a predicted model, not a curated record.